AUGAAAUUCUCAAUUGCCGUACUGUCAUCAAUCCUUGCUGUCUGCUCGGUCACAGUUUCCAAUCCAGUUGAUCCCAGUGAAAGUACAGAUGAUGAAGAUGGCAUUUCAACAUUCAUUCCCAGUGCAACUACAAGUACUGAAGAUAACACUUUUACCGGCAUUCCCACUGUAUUUAAAGGUGUCGAAUAUAAUUUUUGGAUAGAUGCUAAUCCAGACGGUAUAGGCUUGGGUGCUCUUGAUGAUCCACUUUCAGGUAACGUCAAGCAUUUACUCGACAAAUACGCAGAGAUACAGGAUGGUCGUAAUCAGCAAAGCAAGAUAUAUUGGCCGUUAAAAUCUCGAUAUGACAGUCAAUAUGACGUGGUACUGGGCUUCAAAAAAGAUCUUAAAGUUCUGGAAUACCUAUCUCAAGACGAUGACAGCCUAAAAUAUUAUAUUGAAAUUCGGAAGACUAAGCUUGAUCAUGAAAAACAACUAUCCAAACUUGACAAAAUUCGAAAAAGUUUUGAUGAGUGCCAGUUCAAGAUUGGUCUUCUUUGGGAGACCGAUAAAAAGAUUGUGCGUCUCAUUUUCGGAACCCCUCUGGAUGUUGUAACAGUUAUUUACAAAUCUUCGCUUAUCAAAGAAACGCCUUCCGUUAAUGAUUACAUUGAAAAGCAAUCAUUAAAAUAUGAGAGUAUUGAUCAAAAAUCUGGUGGUCGACGAAAACGCAAAGAUUUGGAAUCAUCGGACGAAGAAUCGGAUGAAGAAUUGGAUGAAGAAUCUGGAUAUAAAUUCAAUCGGAAGGGCACUUUCAGUAUGCGGAGAGCUUCCUCCAAGUUUAUCACUAGAUUUGGAUCAUUCUUUCAGAAAUCCAGACGUGACGAUCCAUCCAAUUGA
Messenger RNA from Batrachochytrium dendrobatidis JAM81, 879 nucleotides. RefSeq lists its product as uncharacterized. Lineage: Eukaryota; Fungi; Chytridiomycota; Chytridiomycetes; Rhizophydiales. The transcript is spliced from 2 exons. The coding region runs from base 1 to 879 and encodes 292 amino acids. The record is from RefSeq and is a predicted model, not a curated record.